Eimeria necatrix is the source of this 2685-nucleotide messenger RNA. RefSeq lists its product as hypothetical. The coding region runs from base 1 to 2685 and encodes 894 amino acids. Gene Ontology annotation, cellular component: chloroplast. Lineage: Eukaryota; Apicomplexa; Conoidasida; Eucoccidiorida; Eimeriidae. The record is from RefSeq and is a predicted model, not a curated record. The transcript has 6 exons.
AUGCAGAAAAGAACAGCAAGGGCAACACUAGAAGGAGCAGCAGCAGCAGCAGCAGCAGCAGCAGCAGCAGCAGCAGCAGCAGCCUCACCGGUCCCGGCGACCGGGCUGCAGCCAGCCAGCGAGCAGCCCCAGAGUCACCUCAGCCCAGCAGCAGCAGCAGCAGCAGCGGGAGCUGCGGGAGCAGCAGCCACCGCAGCAACAGCAAACAAAAGCGAAGCCAGUUGUGGGAUCGCUUUGAGGGCUACGGCAGACAAGCUGUUGGGCGCAGUCGAAGAAACUGAAGCCACUGCUUUUGUAGAAGACCUCUUGAGAGGUUUGCUGCUGCGCGCUGCAGCAAUUCGCCCUCGCCCGGACACCCGCUGCAGUCUUUGCUCCCUCACGCUGCCGGAGCAGCAGCUGCAGCUGCUGCAGCAACAGGAGGAGGCCCAGCAGCAGCAGCAGCAGCAGCAGCAGGGCCUGGAGCAGCGGGAGCAGCUGCAGGAAGGCACGGGUGAACAGCCGCAGCAGCAGCAGACACUCCUCCCUCUAAAAAGCAAUGAGAGGCUUUGGCUUGACUUGGCACCAGCGGCGGCCUCCUUUCUCAGCACUAGCAGCAGCAGCAGCAGCAGCAGCAGCCCCAGCAGCAGCAGCAGCAGCAGCAUGAGCGAAGAGGAGGCUGCUGCGCUGCGGCUGCUGCUGCUGCGCCUCUCGUUCUCUAAAAUGCUGCAAGAGGGAAAGACAGAACACUUCAGGCCCUGGUACCGCCGCAUGCUUGCUGCAGCAAAAGCUGACGCCCUGCGGCAGCUGCAGCAGCAGCAGCAGGAGCAAAAGCGCAAGCAGCUGCUGCUGCGGAGGCUCAGGGAGGAGAAGGAGCAGCAGCGCAGGAAGAGGCAGCUGCUGCUGCACCCGCCAGACCCGCCGCCCCACAGACACAGCCACCAGCACAGGCAGCAGCAGCUGCUGCUGCGGCAGCAGCAGCAGCAGCAACGCAGAGGCAGGGGAAGGCGUCGACACUCCUUGGAGGAAGCCCCUAGUCCUGCUGCUGCUGAAGACUCCUUUGCUUCUCAAGCUUCUGUUGCACUUAGUGUCUGGCGACCUGCUGCUCCGGUGCUGCGGCUCCCGCUGUCUGCAGCCUCAGACUCCGAACCGUUUUCCUCGAGAAGAGCCUCAGCAGCAGCAACAGCAGCAGCAGCAGCAGAAGCACAAGAGGUUCAGUGGAGCGUACGCGAGCUGCAGCCGGCAGCAGCAACAGCAGCAACAACAGCAACAGCAGCAACAACAGCAGCAGCAACCUCAGGCGCAGUCGACAACGGAAAUUCUACAGAAGCGGCGUCGCAGCUGGCCUCGCCAGAAGCAACUGCUUCUGCAGCUGCUGCAGCUGGUGCACGGCGCAGCAGCAGCAGCAGCAGCAGCAGCAGCAAGAACGGCAGCACUGGCAACAGCAGCAAGAAAAACGACCGGAGCACUGUCGACAGCAACGGCAACAGCAGCGACAACCGGACCAGCAGCAGCAGCAGCAACAACUGCAAUACUGUCAGCAGCAGCAGCAAAGGCCUGCUUUCCUGCUGCGCACCCAGCAGCAGCAGCAGCAGCAACCCCCGAACUGCAGCAAAGGGCCUCCCCCCACUCCGCGGGGGCAAUGCUUCGCUGCUCUGCAGGCAGCUGCUGCUGCAGCCGCUGCAGCGGCCUCUGGGGGGCCCCAGUGUGCCCUGCAGGACAACUGAGGCCACUGUGCAGCACAUGCAGAGGUGGGUUGGCGAGCAGCAGCAGCAGCAGCAGCAGCAGCAGCAGCAGCAGCAGCAGCGCAAGACUGGGGGCGCGAGCGGGGUGGCGACGCACGGCCGUGAAGGUAUGCCCAAAGAGCCGCAUCAGGAGCAAGAGCAACAGCCGCAGCAAGGGCAGCAGCAGCAGCAAGAGCAGCAGCAGCAACAGCAAGAGCUGCAGCAGCAAGAAGAGGAAGGAGCAGCACGCUUGUCGCGGAGCUCUGAAGCUACCUCAGCUGCUGCUGCAGCAGCGCAGCCAAGCUGCGAAGACCCAGCAGCCGCAGCAGCAGCAGAAGGCGCUGAAGGGGCGCUGCGCGCGUCAGGAGCCGCAGCAGCAGCAGCAGCAGCAGCAGCAGCAGAGGAAGGAACAGCAACAGCAGCAACUCUGCUGCAGCGCAUGCAAGCAGCAAUUAAAGAAAACUGGAAAGGGGGGGAAGGCCCCUUCUCUAUUUGCCUCACUACACCUUUGGCUCAAAGCACCCCCAAAAUCCAGCCGCUGCUGCCGGAGCAGCUGCUGCUGCUGCAGCACGCGCAGCCGGGCUGCAACACUGUUGCAACACUCGAGGAGCAGCACCGAGUCAAAGCCGCCCAAGCAGCGCAGCUGGAGCGCCAGCGGGCCAUUCAGGUCUUCCACGAGCGCCGGCUUGAAGAGCAAAUAGAAAUGGUGAAAGUGCUGCUGCAGCGGGAGCAGCAAAACUGCAGCGAGCUGCUGCUGAAGGAGAAAAGGAGAGAACAAAGGGGCCAGCUGCUGCGGCAGCAGCUGGCGGACUACCACCGCCAGAAGCAGCAGAAGCAGCCCCACAGAAGCAGCAGCAACAGCAACAGCGGCGCAGGCAGCAGCAGCAACAGCAGAAGCAACAAUGCUAAUAGCGGCGGCAGCAGCAGCAAGACCAGCACCAGCAGCAAAAGCAGCAACAACAGCAGCAGCAAGCCACCCUCUUGA